This is a messenger RNA of Zalophus californianus (California sea lion), 3724 nucleotides long. RefSeq names its product small G protein signaling modulator 2 (gene SGSM2). NCBI's taxonomy places the organism in Eukaryota, Metazoa, Chordata, Mammalia, Carnivora, Otariidae. The transcript has 26 exons. The coding region runs from base 324 to 3611 and encodes 1095 amino acids. The record is from RefSeq and is a predicted model, not a curated record. Gene Ontology annotation, molecular function: GTPase activator activity.
GGGGCCCGCCACCUCCAGGCGCGCGCAGGCUCCCCCCGCCCCGACCCCUCCCCCUCCCCUCCCGGUUGCAGAGCGCACCCCCCGCCCCCAGCUGUGGGAAGGGGCCGGGCCAGCCGCCUGACGUCUGUGCGGGGCUCGGAAGAUGGCUGCGGAGCCCAGCACCGGGCAGUGGCUGCGGCGGCGGCGGCGGCGGGCGGGGAGCGCAGCGGGCGGGGGCUCCGCCUUGCGCGUGGGGCGCUGAGCUGAGAGGCGCAGAGGCGGCUAGGGAGCGCGGGGGGCUUGGGGGCGCAGCUCGGCGACGCCUCCCUGCCACCCGCCGCACCAUGGGCAGCGCGGAGGACGCAGUCAAAGAGAAACUGCUGUGGAACGUGAAAAAGGAGGUGAAGCAAAUCAUGGAGGAGGCUGUCACCAGGAAGUUUGUGCAUGAGGAUAGCAGCCACAUCAUUGCUCUGUGUGGUGCAGUGGAGGCUUGCCUCCUACAUCAGCUGAGACGCCGUGCUGCGGGCUUCCUGCGCAGUGACAAGAUGGCAGCCCUGUUCACCAAGGUGGGGAAGACGUGCCCAGUGGCUGGGGAGAUUUGCCACAAGGUACAGGAGCUACAGCAACAAGCAGAGGGCAGGAAACCCUUAGCAGGCACCCAGGAUGCCCUGCGGAGACAGGGCUCUGCCAGCGGGAAGGCCCCAGCUCUCAGCCUACAGGCCUUAAAGCACGUAUGGGUGCGCACAGCGCUCAUCGAGAAAGUGUUGGACAAGGUCAUGCAGUACCUGGUGGAGAACUGCAGCAAGUACUACGAGAAGGAGGCAUUACUGGCAGAUCCUGUGUUUGGCCCCAUCUUGGCCUCUCUUCUAGUGGGACCCUGUGCCUUGGAGUACACCAAGCUCAAGACAGCUGAUCACUACUGGACUGACCCCUCUGCUGAUGAGCUUGUCCAGAGGCACCGUAUCCGGGGUCCCCCCAGUCGCCAGGACUCCCCUGCAAAGCGCCCAGCCCUAGGAAUUCGGAAGCGGCAUUCGAGUGGCAGUGCGUCAGAAGACAGGCUGGCUGCCUGCGCCCGCGAGUAUGUGGAGUCCCUGCACCAGAAUUCAAGGACACGGCUGCUCUAUGGCAAGAACAACGUGCUGGUGCAGCCGAAGGAGGACAUGGAGGCCGUCCCUGGCUACCUCUCCCUGCACCAGUCUGCAGAGAGCCUAACUCUGAAGUGGACCCCCAACCAGCUCAUGAACGGGACUCUGGGGGACUCCGAGCUGGAGAAAAGCGUUUACUGGGACUAUGCCCUGGUUGUUCCCCUCAGUCAGAUCGUCUGCAUCCACUGCCACCAGCAAAAGGGUGGCGGCACGCUCGUGCUGGUGAGCCAGGAUGGCGUCCAGAGGCCACCACUGCACUUCCCACCGGGAGGACACCUGCUGUCCUUUCUGUCCUGUCUGGAGAAUGGGCUGCUGCCCCGAGGACAGCUAGAGCCCCCACUCUGGACCCAGCAGGGGAAGGGGAAAGUGUUCCCCAAGCUACGGAAACGCAGCAGCAUACGGACCGUGGAUGUGGAGGAGAUGGGCACCGGGCGGGCCACAGACUACGUGUUCCGGAUCAUUUACCCCGGCCACAGGCACGAGCACAUCACUAUUAACUACCACCACCUGGCGGCCAGCCGCGCGGCCUCGGUGGACGAUGAUGAGGAAGAGGAGGAUAAACUGCACGCGAUGCUCUCAAUGAUCUGCUCGCGGAACCUCACAGCUCCCAAUCCGAUGAAAGAUGCUGGUGACAUGAUCGAAAUGCAGGGCUUUGGGCCCAGCCUGCCAGCCUGCCACCCGGAGUCCCUGUGCAGCCAGGGCUCCUCCUGCCUCUUCUGCUCUACCCGCAGCUCCCCAUAUGCCACCCCCAGCCGCUGCAGCUGUGUCCCCGACCGGUUGCCCCUCAGGCUGCUGUGUGAGAGCAUGAAGAGGCAGAUUGUGUCCCGGGCUUUCUAUGGCUGGCUGGCCUACUGCCGCCACCUGUCCACGGUGCGGACCCAUCUGUCAGCACUGGUGCGUCACAACAUCAUCCCUCCUGCCCGGCCCCCGGGGGCCUCAGGGGGCCUCACCAAGGAUGUGUGGAGCAAGUAUCAGAAGGACGAAAAGAACUACAAGGAGCUGGAGCUGCUACGGCAAGUUUACUGUGGAGGCGUGGAGCACGAGAUCCGUAAGGACGUCUGGCCCUUUCUGCUUGGCCACUACAAGUUUGGCAUGAGCAAGAAAGACAUGGAGCAGGCGGACUCGGCAGUGGCAGCAAGGUACAAGCGGGUGCUGGCGGAGUGGAAGGCCUGCGAGGCGGUGGUGAGGCAGCGGGAGCGGGAGGCUCAGCCGGCCCCACUCACCAAGUUCUCCUCGGGCAGCAGCAUCGACAGCCACGUGCAGCGCCUCGUGCACCGAGAUUCCACCAUCAGCAAUGACGUAUUUAUCUCUGUGGAUGACCUGGAGCCCCCAGGGCCCCCGGGCACUGAAGAUUGCAGACCCGAACCUGAGCAGGAGCUGGAAGCGGGGCCCCCGGGCACUGCCGUGGCGGAACGGCAGCAGUCCGUGGAGUUUGACUCCCCCGACUCGGGACUGCCAUCCUCUCGAAAUUACUCCGUGACCUCGGGCAUCCAGUCGAGCAUAGACGAGGGGCAGAGCAUGGGCUUUGAGGAGGAGGAUGGCGGUGGGGAGGAAGGCUCCAGUGGGCUGGUCCCAGCAGCCGGCGCUUUCUCCGAGCCCCAGGACACCAGCCCGCACAAGGCCUCGCGGGCCAGCGAGCUGGAGGCAGGGGCCGAGCUGGUGGCCGUGUGCACUGCUGCCUACACCAUAGAAUUACUGGAUACUAUGGCCUUAAAUCUGCACCGUAUAGACAAGGAUGUGCAGCGCUGUGACCGCAAUUACUGGUACUUCACAUCCCCCAACCUCGAGAGGCUCAGAGACAUCAUGUGCAGCUACGUGUGGGAGCACCUGGACGUGGGUUAUGUGCAGGGCAUGUGCGACCUGCUGGCACCUCUCCUGGUCAUCCUGGACAACGAUCAGCUGGCCUACAGCUGUUUCAGCCACCUCAUGAAGAGGAUGAGCCAGAACUUCCCCAAUGGGGGCGCCAUGGACACCCACUUUGCCAACAUGCGCUCCCUCAUCCAGAUCCUGGACUCAGAGCUGUUCGAGCUGAUGCAUCAGAAUGGAGACUACACCCACUUUUACUUCUGUUACCGCUGGUUCUUGCUGGAUUUUAAAAGAGAGCUGCUCUAUGAGGAUGUGUUUGCCGUGUGGGAGGUGAUCUGGGCGGCCCGGCACAUCUCGUCAGAGCACUUUGUCCUGUUCAUCGCCCUGGCCCUGGUGGAGGCCUACCGUGAGAUUAUCCGGGACAACAACAUGGACUUCACCGAUAUCAUCAAGUUCUUCAACGAACGGGCUGAGCAUCACGAUGCCCAGGAGAUCCUGCAGAUUGCCCGGGAGCUCGUCCACAAGAUGACCUGGCCUGACUUACCACCUCAGAAGCACAUCCCCUCUCAAGAAGCCUCUCCCCGUCCUGUGCACCGAUCCAGGGCGCUCCCUCUCCACCUUUCCUAUUGGAACUUUCUCAAGAGACUGGAGAACAAGGCAAGGGCCCGAAGGAUACCCUGAGCAGGAGCUAGAAGGCCCCCAGUACGGAAACCUCUCCCCACGGCCACGCUGGUCUCCUGGCCACUCAGCCCCCAGGGCCAGGUCUGCAGUGAGGGGGCUGCAGGAGACCACAC